This is a messenger RNA of Tachysurus fulvidraco (yellow catfish), 1335 nucleotides long. It is a transcript of the gene lyrm7, whose product is annotated as LYR motif containing 7. Gene Ontology annotation, biological process: mitochondrial respiratory chain complex III assembly. NCBI's taxonomy places the organism in Eukaryota, Metazoa, Chordata, Actinopteri, Siluriformes, Bagridae. The transcript is spliced from 6 exons. The record is from RefSeq and is a predicted model, not a curated record. The coding region runs from base 77 to 466 and encodes 129 amino acids.
UGGGCUCUGCGGCAUAUGAAAUAUAUGAUAAAUACAUGCAAGAUAUGAGAAUCACUCCAGACCAUAACAGUCAUUAAUGCUCCAAUACAACAGGUGGCGCUGUGGUCUGGGAACGGUGAAGUCAUUUUCAGGCCAGAGCAAGACCAGAAAGAUGGGGACACGUUUAAAGGUGCUUCAAACAUUUAAAGCUCUACAUCGAACACGGAUGAUUGUGUUUAAAGACGAUGACAGGGCUUUGACAGCUGCCAGAUUAAAGAUCAAUGAAGAAUUUAAGAAAAACAAAAAUGACACAUCAGAGGAAAAUAUACAACAGAUGAUUAAGAUGAGCAAAGCUGUUGAGACAAUCCUGCGGGAAAAUGUCUUACAAGCAGAGCAUGUUGGCCAAAAUAAGCUUGUUCUGCGACCUCGAGAGAGUCUUCUAUCAGAAAACGUACCUUACAGUGACACACCUAGAAAAAAAGCAUAACUUGCAUGGAUUCAUGUAUCCCUUUUUCUUUGCCGGAGUAAUAAUUUUCUCCAUAAAUCAUUUAAAGACAUACAGAACACAUAAAAUACCUUCCAUGGAUUUUUAAGAACAAGCUUAAAAAUAGUUUAAACAAAGUAAAAUUAUAAAUUUCAUGAUAAUAUUAAAAAUAAACCAGAAUAUUGUGUCUAAAUCCUCCUCUAAAAUUGUUCUCAGACAAUUCUGUGAAUUGCAUUCUGUGCUUCAGGCCUCUAAGCAUGACUUAUUUUUACUCUAAAAUUAGGUGUUAAUUACUUUUCAAAUGUUUUUAAAUAUAUGAAAACAUGUACAAAACUUGCAAAACACAUCAUUGUGUCUUCUUACAAUUCAGUAUGCAACCCAAUUCUGACAACAUUCAGUGUUGAUUGACACAUCAAAUUAUGCUGAUUUUUAAAAUAUUAUUUGACAAUAUGAAUUUAUAUUUUGAUAGUUCUCUAAUAUAAAAUGGUAAUUUUAUCAAUGUUCACAAAAUCUGUUAGCAAACAUCUGAGAAAAACAGAAUUUUAUGUUUGGAGUACACUUUUUAUUUAACAGAAUGUGUGAAAUUAUGAUUAUAUACUUCAUUGACUGGCUGCUUAAUGUUUAUUUGUACAUAUGUUUCGUCUUCUCUUCUUGUACUAAAUGUGUUGUGUUUGAAAUUUAUGUCUGGUGUAAAAGAGAUUUUCCACUAUCACCAGUGCUCAUGUCUGAAACACUGUUGUCUUCUUCCAUGUGCUGAAUAAAACAAACAUGUUUGUGUUUGUUGGUUAACCAAAGUGAGAUUUAAUCAGUUUUCCCUUUAAUUAAUAAACAACGUACGAUGGUAUACAAUAAAGUGAUGUUCAGUGAGUAAA